This is a messenger RNA of Panicum virgatum (switchgrass), 941 nucleotides long. Its product is annotated as norbelladine synthase-like. The record is from RefSeq and is a predicted model, not a curated record. Gene Ontology annotation, molecular function: signaling receptor activity; protein phosphatase inhibitor activity; abscisic acid binding. Gene Ontology annotation, biological process: defense response; abscisic acid-activated signaling pathway. Bases 67 to 627 code for a protein of 186 amino acids. The transcript has 2 exons. Gene Ontology annotation, cellular component: nucleus; cytoplasm. Lineage: Eukaryota; Viridiplantae; Streptophyta; Magnoliopsida; Poales; Poaceae.
GUUUGUAAUAAAGAGAAUUCCUCACAUCUUGGACUCUGUAGCAGCACCACAGAGCUCACUGGAGCAAUGGAAGGGAGCCUCUGCCAUGAGUUCCCGACUGACCUCCCAGCCAUCGACGUGUGGGAGGUCUACGGAAGUCUCACUCUAGCCCGAUUGGUUCCCCAAUUGCUUCCUCAUGUGCUGUCGAAGGUUGAGCUUGUAGAGGGAGAUGGUGGCGUCGGGACAAUACUGCUCGUCACUUUCCCGCCAUCAGGAAAUUCCGGACUAGCAAGUUACAAGGAGAAGUUCACCAUGGUCGACAAUGAAAAGUACAUCAAGGAGGCAGAAGCGAUUGAAGGAGGCUUUCUAGAUCUUGGCUUUGAGAAAUAUUUAGUGCGAUUAGAGAUUGUAGGACAAGAAGAUGGCCCGACCAUUAUAAGAUCAACCAUCGAGUAUAAAGUGGAUGCCGAGCAUGCAAGCAAUGCCUCACUUGUCAGUACUGGAGCUUUGGCAACCAUUGCUGAUGCCAUCACCAAGUACAUCAAAGAGCAGAAGAAUCCCAAGCAAGCCGGCGAACAAACUUCGGAAGAACAAGCACCCAGACAAAAGGAGAACAAGGCGUCUGAAGUGAUUGGAAGACAAGUUUGAGCAAACUCCCUUAUACUUUAUUUCGUUAUAUAUUCUUCUUAUGUCUCUGGGAUCUCCUACUGCCAUGUACAAAUUUAUAGAAAAUUAUGUAUAUGGAUAUUCUGAAGAAAAAAAGAGAUUGAGACAGAGGGCACCUUCUUGGUUUAUAGUAAUGUACAAAGUCCAAGCAAUGUUAGAACGGUGAAAAACCUAAAAAAUAACUUUACCUGAUAACUUAGUUGCCGUUCUCGUGCUCGAGUAAUUGGUCCUUGUUAUGUAGUGAAGCGUACGAACGGUAACCCUAACACUGAGGUUUGCUUAUGUACACUGGCUGG